This is a messenger RNA of Penicilliopsis zonata CBS 506.65, 2292 nucleotides long. RefSeq lists its product as hypothetical. NCBI's taxonomy places the organism in Eukaryota, Fungi, Ascomycota, Eurotiomycetes, Eurotiales, Aspergillaceae. The transcript has 3 exons. Gene Ontology annotation, molecular function: ATP binding; RNA binding; RNA helicase activity. The record is from RefSeq and is a predicted model, not a curated record. Bases 1 to 2292 code for a protein of 763 amino acids. Gene Ontology annotation, cellular component: spliceosomal complex; intracellular anatomical structure.
AUGGCUCAUUCAGACUCCGACGAAGGCGGCGUGCGCAUCAAGCGCCAGAAGGUGAAGAAGACCGAGUCGGAUCCCCGGCAGAACCCCUACCUCGCCCACAUGUACGCCGAUGAGACUCCCAGCGGCGUGGCGGACGGACGCUCUGCGUUUGCCGGCUUCGAGAGACAUAAUACCACCGCUGCGCAGGCCGAGAAGGUCGAGGAUGGUGAGACCAACCCGUUCACCAACGAGCCUUUCUCCAGCAAGUACUUUUCGAUCCUCAAGACUCGUCGCGAUCUGCCCGUUCAUGCCCAACGUGAUGAGUUCCUUCGGUUAUACCAACAGUCUCAAAUCCUGGUGUUUGUUGGUGAGACUGGUUCUGGAAAGACCACCCAGAUCCCGCAGUUCGUCAUCUGGGAUGACCUUCCCCAUACCCAACGAAAACUCGUGGCCUGUACUCAGCCCCGUCGUGUGGCCGCCAUGUCGGUUGCUCAACGUGUCGCGGCCGAGAUGGACGUGAAGCUAGGUGAAGAAGUCGGUUACAGUAUCCGUUUUGAGGACAUGACCGGCCCCAAGACCUUCCUGAAGUACAUGACCGAUGGUAUGCUGCUGCGGGAGGCGAUGCACGACCACGACCUCACGCGCUACAGCACAAUCAUUUUGGAUGAAGCUCACGAACGUACCAUGGCCACGGAUGUCCUUAUGGGUCUGCUCAAGGAGGUGGUUCAACGUCGGCCCGAUUUGAAGAUCAUCAUCAUGUCUGCCACUCUGGACGCUCAGAAGUUCCAACGGUAUUUCAACGAUGCCCCUCUGCUGGCUGUUCCCGGGCGAACUCACCCUGUCGAGAUCUUCUAUACCCCGGAGCCGGAGAGGGACUAUGUUGAGGCCGCUGUUCGUACCGUGCUCCAGAUCCACGCCACAGAACCGGAAGGCGAUAUCCUUCUGUUCUUGACUGGUGAGGAGGAGAUCGAAGAUACUGCUCGGAAAAUCUCUCUCGAGGCGGACGAGAUGAUGCGCGAAGCAGAUGCUGGGCCUAUGAAGGUCUACACUCUUUAUGGUAGUCUUCCGCCACACAUGCAACAGCGCAUCUUCGAGCCCGCGCCCGCGCCCCGCCGGCCCGGUGGCCGCCCUGGUCGGAAGUGUAUCAUCUCCACCAACAUCGCAGAAACAUCGCUUACCAUCGACGGUAUUGUGUAUGUCGUGGACCCGGGCUUCUCCAAACAGAAUAUCUACAACCCGCGCAUCCGCGUGCAGUCGCUCCUGGUAUCCCCCAUCUCCAAGGCGUCCGCGCAGCAGAGAGCUGGUCGUGCCGGUCGUACUCGCCCGGGCAAGUGUUUCCGCCUAUAUCCCGAAAGCGCCUUCAAGAAGGAGCUGAUCGACCAGACCUACCCGGAAAUUCUCCGUUCCAACCUGUCGUCGACCGUCCUGGAGCUGAAGAAGCUGGGGAUCGAUGACCUGGUGCAUUUUGACCUGAUGGACCCCCCGGCGCCAGAGACCCUCAUGAGAGCGUUGGAGGAACUGAACUAUCUGGCUUGUCUCGACGAUGAAGGCAACCUGACGCCUCUGGGACGUCUCGCGUCAGAGUUCCCCCUCGAUCCUGCCCUCGCUGUGAUGUUGAUCAGCUCGCCCGAGUUUUACUGUUCGAACGAGAUCCUCUCCAUCACCGCGCUGCUCUCUGUGCCGCAGGUCUUUGUCCGACCUGCCCGCGAACGGAAGCGCGCCGAUGAGAUGAAGAAUCUCUUCGCCCAUCCGGAUGGCGACCACUUGACGAUGCUCAACGUCUACCAUGCCUUCAAGAGCGCUGAUGCGCAGGCGGACCUCAGGCAGUGGUGUCACGACCAUUUCCUCUCCUUGCGGUCGCUCCAGUCCGCCGACAACGUGCGGUCUCAGCUGCUUCGGAUCAUGGAGCGUGAGGAACUUGAGAUGAUCUCAACACCCUUUGAAGACAAGAAGUACUACGAGAACAUCCGGCGCGCGCUUUGCGCAGGUUUCUUCAUGCAGGUCGCCAAGAAGGAGAGCCAGGGCAAAUCGCAGUACAUGACGGUCAAGGACAACCAAAACGUCCUCCUGCACCCGUCCACUGUCCUCGCCCACGAUGCUGAGUGGGUGCUCUACAAUGAGUUCGUCCUCACGACCAAAAACUACAUCCGCACAGUGACGGCUGUCAAGCCCGAAUGGCUAUUGGACAUCGCCCCGGCCUACUAUCAUAUCCCCUCGUUUGAAAACCGUGAGAUCAAAUCCGCCCUGCUUCGUGCCGCCGAGAGGCUGUCACGAAAGGAGAAGAUGCGCAGUGAUUCCGGACGACGAAGAUAG